This is a messenger RNA of Halichondria panicea, 2302 nucleotides long. RefSeq names its product STE20/SPS1-related proline-alanine-rich protein kinase-like. The record is from RefSeq and is a predicted model, not a curated record. The transcript has a single exon. Bases 64 to 2259 code for a protein of 731 amino acids. Gene Ontology annotation, molecular function: protein binding; protein serine/threonine kinase activity; ATP binding. NCBI's taxonomy places the organism in Eukaryota, Metazoa, Porifera, Demospongiae, Suberitida, Halichondriidae. Gene Ontology annotation, biological process: protein phosphorylation.
UCCAACAAGCACAUGUUCACCCCUUUUCUAGCACACCUAUAGUUUGCUAACAAGUCAAUAGCUAUGGCUGAUAGACAAGAUCCUGAACAAGAAUACAUAUUUCGAAAUAUUCAACUCUUCAAGAAUGAUACCCUGGGUACUGGCUCUUACGGGGCAGUGUGUAAAGCCAAGUGUGACCAGCUACUCUGUGCUGCCAAGCUACUCUAUCCAGUGCUCUUCCAAAUGACUGUUCCAGAUCUUGGCAAAGAACAUAGACACCCGUUUAGAAGAUUCGAAACAGAGUGUGCAUUUCUGAGUCGUAUCAACCAUCCCAACAUUGUACAGUACUUGGGGACCUAUCGCGAUCCCGACACAAAUGCACCAGUUCUUCUCAUGGAGCUCAUGGACGAGAGUCUGACACACUUCCUGGAGUCAUCACCUGGAGACAUUCCCUACCACAUUCAAGUCAACCUCUCCUAUGACAUAGCUCAAGCACUUGCCUUUCUCCACUCCAAUGGGAUCAUCCAUCGCGACCUCUCCAGCAACAAUGUCCUACUGAUUGCAGGCACUCGGGCCAAAGUCACUGAUUUUGGAAUGUCCAAAUUCAGGGACAUAAACGUUACCCGACUAGCCACAAUGACCACAUGCCCGGGAACACCAGCCUUCAUGUCUCCCGAGGCACUAAACGAACCACCAGUGUACACAGAGAAACUAGACAACUUCUCAUUUGGUGUGCUUCUAGUUCAGACCACAACUCAACUGUUUCCAAAUCCAACAGAUCGAUUUGAGAGUAUUCAAAUUCCUGAUCCACGAAAUCCAGGUCGCACAAUUGAAGCUAAAAUAGCAAUUCCAGAACUGGAGAGACGAGAAGCCCACAUGAGCCUGAUUGAGCCCACCCACCCUCUACUGCCGAUUGCUCGUCACUGCCUCAAAAACAGAGAUGUUGAACGACCAUCUUCCCAACAGCUUUGCCAAACACUGGAUGCUCUCAAGAUGACACCACGGUAUCAGGAAAGCUCCCAACAAGACCUGCACCAGAUGCUCAGAGAGAAAGAUGAACAACUACAAGCAAAUCAACAGCUUAUCACAGAAAAAGACACACAGCUACAAGCCAAUCGAGAGACAAUUACACAAAACAAUGAACAGUUACACAUUGAAAAUGGUCAACUCACUACAAGACUAGACCAAGCAACACAAGAAAACCAAACACUUCAACAGGAGGCUGAAGCCAGGGAGAGACAGCUGAGGAAACUCAACCAAGAGUUGCAAUCGAGUGAGGUGAACACUGCUGCCCUCCAACAAGCCAUCGAUCAACGAGACAGAAAAGUGACUCAACUGAGACAAACGUUGGCAAGCAAGAACGACAAAAUUCACGAUCUAUCGACUCGAAUACACCAAGUUGCACUACAAGAUGCUCAAGCUACACCAAUGAAACCUGUUACAAUAGAGUCACUACCCGAUGUACCUGUUGUUAUGAGGUAUGGAUCAUCAUCAUCAGCCGUGAUUGGAGACAAGGCAUACUUCAGUCCAUACACAAGUAUAACUAUUUUUGAGUUCAGCAACAACCAGUGGCACGAGUUACCACCUUGCCCUAAUGACCGCUUCACUAUUGUCAGUGUUGAUGGCGUGCUCACAACUGUGGGGGGACGGUCAGGCAGACAAUGCUAUAGUAACAAACUCUGCAGCUACAUUAACAACAAAUGGGUCAAACAUUUCCCUCCCAUGCCAACUAGACGGUGGGGACCUGGAGCUGUGUAUGCUAACAACACGCUUGUAGUGACCGGGGGAUAUGGUGACUCAAAAACUUUAAAUAUAGUUGAGAUAUUAAACACCGCUAACAAACAUUGGUCUAUUGUUGCCUCACUACCUGUGCGAACCGAUGACCUAUCAUCAACGAUCUGUAGAGACGAUGUGUACAUACACCCACAAACUAGUGAUGCUCAGGAGAAAUAUUCAGUGUACAAAUGCUCAUUAAGACAACUAACUCAGUUCCAGCCAAUCUCAGCUAUAUGGGAGAAGAUUGUCCCUUUGCCAGUUAGCCAUUCCACCCUUGUUACCAUCAAUGGUCACCUGCUGGCAGUGGGUGGGCUGGACUCCAAUAGAGAUAACACCAAGGACAUAUAUCAGUACGUAAUGACAUCAUGGACUGUCAUUAGUCAAAUGUCAACACCUCGCUCAUUAUGCCACACUGCUGCCCUUCCUGGGAACAAACUGAUGGUGGUGGGAGGAGAUCGUACAUACAGAAAAUGUGAAGCAUUUACUUUUGUACAUAGUGCCUAAUUUGUUUUUUUGUGUUUUAUAUCCUAUGUACAAGAUACUUAUG